ACUGUCUCAUAACCUUAUCCUGGGCUGCGUGCUCGAUGUAAAGUGACACGUUUUUUUGUCGCUCCUCUUAGAAUAAACACUAAAAUUUGAUUAUUUAUUAUUUUUACAAAAUUCGACCAAUAACAAUUUCAAUUAAUUUAAUAAAUAAGAAAAAAAAUAAUUUUUUUUCUUCUUUUUUUCAAAUGUGAUUAUGAAUUUUAAUAAUUUGUUAGUUGAUAAUUGGAUUAAUAUAUUUUAAUAUUGAAAUAGAGAGAAAGAAAGUUUUUUUAUUUUUUUUCAUUGUGAAUUAUAAGAUUUUUUGUUUGACUCAUUGUUUGGUUGUGUUAAAAAGUGACAAGAGCGCUUUUUCGCUUGCGCGUUGAGGACCAAGGCCACACGAGGCUUUUAUCAGUGGGGGUAGUAGAUAUUCAAGCGAAAUAUUACAAAAAAAAAGUAUAUAUAAAAGACACGUCGAGAACUGAGAAAAAAAAAAGCCUCGUGUGCUUCUAGCGCAAAAGAGUAACGAGUUUGUGCUAUGUAUUGCAGUAGAGUGUGAAAAUUUUGAAAAGAAAAACUUGAAACAACUAGAUAAACAAUAAAAGAAAAAAAAUUAAAUUAAAAACAGUAAUUAAAAAAACGAAAAAAAAGUUGGUUUUUAGAUUUUAAGAAAAAUUAUUAAAAACGAAAACAAACAACUGCGGUUGAGACGAUUUGCACAAUUUUUUCCUUAUGAUAUUUGACUUUACGGAGGUGGGGUUAAAAAUAAAAUAGACGUCAGUUACCUAUGUUGUGCGGUGAACUACUUAACGGUGGCACCGCGGUACCCUGCGGUCUUCUUGGCCUCUGGAUACCUGGAUGCGUGCGUGAAACAAGUCCCCGUUUAUUAACAUCUCCUUAUUUACCUCUCCUUGUUGAACUCCUUGCUAGUGAUUAUAUUGAACAACGUUAUAUUGAGUGUCAAACAAAUAUUGAGGAUAUGGAUCUCAUAAGACACAAUCAAAUGAAUUCCAAUUGUUCAACUGAUCUUGAUUUAGAUCUUGACAAUGAUGACAGCGCAUUUCUCGAAAAUGGUUUGCUGUCGUUUGAGAAUCCAAAUUAUCAUCUUGAAUCAGCAAGGUUCGAUGAUUCAUUAAACAGUAAUGGAACAGCAAAUUCAUUGUUUGAUGAAUUUUAUCAAGAAUUAGUUGUUAAUGGGGGUGGAAGAGGAAGUGAAGUUGUGGGUGGUGGAACAAGACAUGCACGAAGAACUUAUGCAGCAUUGGACCUUGGCAGCAUGGGUGUUAACGUGACUCAAGGUCCAUUACCUCAAAACACUUCAAAUGCAGGAACACCAGACAACACAUUAAACCACAAUCUUGGUUAUUGUGAAAAAACUGACAACGAUUCAAACGAGAUGGGUGGAGUACCUCAUACAGAUGAGGGACUUAAUGAAGACAUAUAUGCUGUACCAGUUAAACGUAGACAGCCAAAAGAUCAAAAAACUGUAAACCAAUCAAAUGACAAAAUAUCUGAUGAUCGAGAAUCUGAAGAUAAAGAUGAAAAUUUACCAACAGGCUGGGAAAAACAUGAAGACAAGGAUGGUCCCUACUACUGGCACAUUAAGAGUGGAACAAUACAACGUGAACCACCUGAAGCACCAUUGAAUACUAAAAUUGAAAAUCGUAAAAGUCUUGUCAAGGAUAAUGACAGUAUUAAUAAUUUUCAUGGAUUGGGUAAUAUGAUUAAUACAGUGACACGUAGUAAUACAAGCUCUGCACUUGAUCAAGAAUUAGAAAAUAAAAGAAAAGAAGAAUUAUCAUUAAAAAGAAGAAGUUAUCCAGCAAGAGUAGAAUCAGAAAGCAGGGAUAAGCCAAUAAGAUUUGCUGUCAGGUCAUUGGGUUGGACUGAAAUUGCUGAAGAGGAUUUGACUCCAGAGAGAAGUAGCAAAGCUGUUAACAAAUGUAUUGUAGAUCUGUCACUUGGGAGAAACGAUUUACUGGACGUUGUUGGACGAUGGGGUGAUGGAAAAGAUCUUUUUAUGGAUCUUGAUGAAGGAGCACUUAAAUUAAUUGAUCCUGAAAAUUUAACUGUACUUAAUACUCAACCAAUUCAUACAUUGAGGGUGUGGGGAGUUGGCAGAGAUCAUGGACGAGACUUUGCAUAUGUUGCAAGAGACAGAUCAACAAGAAAAUUUAUGUGUCACGUGUUUAGAUGUGAUAUACCAGCACGUACAAUUGCCAAUACACUUCGUGAUAUUUGCAAAAAAAUAAUGAUUGAAAGAUCAUUGCAUCAAAAUUUGGCAAAACCAAUUGAUAUUAAUGGCAGAACAAGUUUAGCAACAAGACCAACAAAUUUACCAACAGAACAUCGUCGUUUUCACAGAAAUGAUCCACCACUUGUCACACAAUCAUUUCCAACACCAAUGGAAGAACCAAAAAAAGUAUUAAAAGCACAGUAUCUUGGUUCAAUGCAAGUAACAGCACCAUCAGGUAUGGAAGUACUAAAUGAUGCGAUAGAUGAAAUGGUGACAAAUACACCAAUAAAUCAGUGGAAAAAUGUCAACGUUGCAGUUGCACCCAGCAUGAUAUCCAUACUAACACCCAAUGAUGAUAAAUUGAUAACAGAAUGUCGAGUACGUUAUUUAUCAUUUUUGGGAAUUGGUAGUAAUGUUAAACAGUGUGCAUUUAUAAUGCAUACUGCUCAAGAUCUUUUUAUAGCACAUAUAUUUAAUUGUGAACCAAGUAGUGGAGCACUUUGUAAGACAAUUGAAGCUGCUUGUAAGCUAAGGUACCAAAAGUGUCUUGAUGCACAUCCACAAGGAUUUAGAAGUGCAAGCAGUCUUAGUACACCAAAUGGACGUGGAAUUGGGGCAACAUUAAAAUCACUUGUUGGUUCAUUGACUGGUCGAAGGAAUAAACAAGGUGAAUCUUGAGAUGAGGCUCUCUCGCUGCAGGAACUGUGGCCAUUGCCUGCUGAGCGAGAGGUGAUACGACACAGGCAUCUACAGUCUCCUAUGACUAGCAAAUACUUUGGAGGUUCACCACCGAGUGCCUCAUUGAGAUCAUUGUUAUCGCCGUCGUUAGACACGAGACGUAUUCAACUUGCUCGCUGGGAAAGUAAUCCCUAAAAAUAUUCAAAUCUAAAAAUAAAAAAAAAAAAUUAAUAGAAAAUAAUAUUUUAAAUAAUUAAAUAUUCAAUAUAAAUUCUCGUCGUCCGUCCCCCUCAGGAGGAUGAACCCCCUUAAAAAUAAAAAAAAAAAAAGAAAUUUAAAUAAAUUGAAAAUAGAUAAAAAAAAAAAAAGUAUUUUCAAUUUUAUUUUUUUUUAUUUUCAUUUAAAUUUAUUGAAAAGUAAGUAAUUGAAUUUCGAUUUUUUUUUAUUUCAAUUGCGAUAAUGAAAUUGAUUUAUCCUUACUGAGAAAUGAGAAAAAAAAAAAAAUAAAUAAUAAUUUAAUAAAGGUGUUGAUGAGAAAUAAUUUUUAAAAAUAAAUAAUAAUAAUAAUAAAUAAAUAAUGUAUAUGCCACGCGAUUAUUACAACGUAUGUCGAUAUGAUGUUUCUGUGUUAUAUCUUCAAAUAGUAGUAAUAAAAAAUAAUAAUGAUAAUAUUAAAUAAUUAUUGGCUGAAAAAGAUGCGUCGUGAGAGUGUAUCAUUCAAAAUAAAUAAAUAAAAAAAUUUGAAUGUUGAUGAAAAUAAAAAUAUAUGGAAAUUAAAAUAAUUAUAAUAAAUGUGUAAAUGUGAAAAUUGACAUUUGAAUGUGAUUUUUAUUUUUAUCAGUGUCGAAAUAAAUAAAUUAAAAUUUCGAAUAAGCUAUAGAGAGCUUAUUUAAACGUAAAUUGAGAAAUAAAAAAAAAUAUCUCAAUUAAAAAUGUGUUGAUUAAAAAAUAAUUAUCACGAUUUUUUUUUUUUAAUUUAAAAAUGUUUUUUAAUUUUUUCUUUUGCUCACCUGUUGAUGUUGAAUUUUAUUUAUUUUGACCUCGUUGAGAAAUUAUUAUUGACCUUCUAUAUAAUUGCUAAUAUUAAUGCUUAGUAUUUUUUUUAUUUAGAAUAAUGUAUGUUGGUAAUUUAUGAAAAUAAAAAUUUGGAUAUAUAUGUUAACAUUUCAAGCGUUAAAUAAUAAUGUAUAAAUAAUUUUCAAGUGUACAGAUGAAUAAUAAAUAUUUUAAAAAUAUUAAUAACAACAAUUAAUACACUUGAAGAAUAAAUUUAAACAAAUGCUUGUCCCUCAUCAUCAUAACAAAAAAAAAUAAUAAAAAAAGAUAAUUGCAUCAAGUCAUAUAAAAAAAAAAAAAAAAAGAGUUAUUUUUUAUGGCAAAUAAUAGGUGAGCUUGCGUAAUUGCAUAAUUUAAAGUGGCAUGACAAAUAUUAGUGCAAAAAAAAUUUAAAGCUAACAUCUAAUAAAUAUUAUAAAUGAAUGAAAAAAUUAAUCCAUAAAAUGAAAGAAAAAUAAUAAAUAAACACAUGAAUUUGCGUUUAUAAAAAAAGUGUUAUAAUUUUUCUUUUUUUUUUUUUUUAAAUGAUGUUUGUAACUGAUUUUAGGCAUGUUAUAUUUAUCGUUAAAAAAAAUAAUAUACACAUACACAACACAUCCAAAAUCGACGCGUCAAUGUGACUUUUAAAUAGAUAAAAUUGCGACGAUGAAGUAUUUAGUUAUUAAGAAAAAUAAAAUAUAUUUAACACAUAUUUUACACUGACGAUCACACAAAAAUGCGACAAUGAUUAUUAUUAAAUUGAAUGAAGGUAAUUAAAUAAUGUCAUGAAUGAUUUGUCAAUGGAGAAAUGUGAAAAUUGUAAAUAUGGUAACUUAGACGACUGUGUUGACUCGAAUUUAUCGAGACGAAGAAAAUGCUAGAAAAAAAUUUAAAAAAAAAAAUAAACGUAGACAUGAAUUAUCUGUCGAUUUUUCUCUCUGGCUUGAAAUAAAUAAUAUUACAUAAUAAAUAAUUGGGUAAUGUUAUUGACUUUUUUGCUCAGUGGUGAACGACAUUUUUGUAAAUAAUUUUGCGUACACUGUUAGCACGUAAAUAAAUAAAUAAAAUACGAAGAGAUAAAAUCCAGUAUGAUAUUUGAUAAUAAAGAUAGUUUAGAAAAAAAAAAAAAAAAUGAUAGACACAAAGCGAAAGUAAACACUUCACAUGAAACUCACAAGAAAAAAAAAACAGCAUACAUGAUAUUAAAAAUUAAACAAAAACACACACGCGCA
Messenger RNA from Aphidius gifuensis, 5157 nucleotides. Its product is annotated as protein Fe65 homolog. Gene Ontology annotation, molecular function: transcription factor binding; amyloid-beta binding. Bases 764 to 2890 code for a protein of 708 amino acids. The record is from RefSeq and is a predicted model, not a curated record. NCBI's taxonomy places the organism in Eukaryota, Metazoa, Arthropoda, Insecta, Hymenoptera, Braconidae. Gene Ontology annotation, biological process: regulation of DNA-templated transcription. Gene Ontology annotation, cellular component: nucleus; cytoplasm. The transcript is spliced from 13 exons.